AUGGCGUCAAGAAAAAGUAGUUCCAACGAAGGAUUGCCAAGUGCCGGGAAUAAAAAACGACAAUCAGUUGAGAGAUAUUCGAGAGGAGUGGCCACCCCUAGGUCAUACGUCUCAUGGUUAUACCUUCUACUGAUAAAAGUAGAACCGAUAGAACUCAUCGAUGAGUUCUAUUACCUGGGUUGUACGCUGAAGAACAAUGGCAGCUACGAGAGAGAUGUUCAGCAAAGAUGCGCUAAGGCCACUUCUGCAUUUAACUCCUUAACGAAAUGCCUGUGGUCGACCUCCAUCACCAACGAAGUCAAGCUGCGAGUCUACCUAUCCGCAAUUCGCCCCAUCAUGAUGUACGGAUCGGAGACUUGGGCAGCACCAUCAACGGUUAUGGAGAGGCUUGACUGCACGGAACGAAAGCUGCUUAGACGGCUACUUGGCUACUUUUGGCCUAGGGUAUGUCACAAUGAAGAUCUUUACGCAGGAAUUGAUGUGGUAUACCGGCGGAUGACACGUGGAAAACAUCAACAUCUUGCACCGCCAUCGAAAGUGGCUAAAGUAAAUCGUCUUCGCUUCUUUGGUCAUAUAUUAAGGAGACCGGCAGAUCGCCUUGUUCAACGAGUUUUGAGGAGUUCGUCGGGUUCGAGCUGGAAGAAGCCACCUGGCCGAAAACGGAAGUUCUGGACUGAGGCGGUGAAAGAGGACCUGAGGACACUCGGCGUGGAGAGGCAGUUCAGGCGAGACGUAAGGUUUCGCAGAGUAUGGAAUAGCGACGAAUGGAUUGAUUCUGUGCAAGCUCUUGCAGAAGACCGAGAAGGUUGGGCAGAGCUGUGUUCAAGGACGGCACACCUCGGCGAAGAUGCGGGUAAUCGCUUCAGGCGAUGA
Necator americanus (New World hookworm) is the source of this 873-nucleotide messenger RNA. RefSeq lists its product as uncharacterized. Lineage: Eukaryota; Metazoa; Nematoda; Chromadorea; Rhabditida; Ancylostomatidae. The record is from RefSeq and is a predicted model, not a curated record. The transcript is spliced from 2 exons. The coding region runs from base 1 to 873 and encodes 290 amino acids.